Molecule: messenger RNA, 1525 nt
Organism: Dendronephthya gigantea
Lineage: Eukaryota; Metazoa; Cnidaria; Anthozoa; Malacalcyonacea; Nephtheidae
Product: glycine-rich cell wall structural protein 1.8-like
Exons: 3
Coding region: 5-1162 (385 amino acids)
Source: RefSeq, a predicted model, not a curated record
CCAAAUGAAACAAUCCACGUGCAAGUCUUCCAUUUUCAAAUUAUACCAUGGCCGUUUUCUUCCUAAUCACGUGAUCAAAUCUAUGCCAGUGACGUCACAGGUAGACUGUUCUAUGCUGUGCUCGAGACACGAUGAUUGCGAAUCUUGGAAUCUGAUUGAGACGUUGUUUGGUUUGGAAUGUGAACUCAACAAUGCAACAAUAAAAAACGGGAUUGAAACUAAUCUAGUGGCAAAACAUGCAGCGAUAUUUGGUAGUCGACUUGAUAAUGUCGCAAAAAAGGCAGCCAAUGUACCGAAACCUCAGGAGAUUUCUUACGUUUUUACAAAUCUUGGAACAGAGGGAGCUGAUGGACCUACAGACACGAGUGGUUACCAAGGCACUGCUCUGGAAGGCCUGGUAACAAUCCAGAAUAGAAUCCAGGAAUGGUUCGUGCCACAUACGGGUACCUAUGAGAUCGAGUCACGUGGUGCAUCUGGCGCGAACGGCUCUUGUGAAAAAGGCUUUUCUAACACAAAGCAGCUUGGAGGCUUGGGAGCAAGGCUGAGCGGAAGAUUUCUACUUUCUCAGGGAGACUUAUUGAAAAUUCUUGUAGGACAGCGAGGAAUUAUGGGUAUAACAUACGGUGAUCGGCCAGGGGGUGGUGGAGGGGGAUCUUUUGUAACGUACGGUAAUAACACCCCGCUUGUGAUUGCCGGUGGCGGAGGUGGUGGAGGGGGAUGCAAGGUGAUUGAAGGGAAACCUGAUGGUGAUCCAGGACAGUUAGGGUUGUUUGGUAGUAGAUGUAGCAGUACGGUGGAAAAUGGGGGAAUGCUGUGUUUGGAUACACAGGACCCUACAGCAGUACUUAAUGCCGGAAGUGGAGCGGGGUUGCUAGGCGACGGAAAUGGCGCCAACCCUCCAGGGACUGAUUCAAAGUCUUUUGUAAACGGAGGAAGGGGUGGUACGAUUCAUAUUGGUUCACAUGGGGGGUUUGGUGGUGGUGGUUAUGGUUGGGAAUACCCAGGAGGGGGAGGGGGGUACACCGGGGCUGGUGUGUGGGGUAACUCGACUUAUGGAGUGGCAGGCGGUGGGGGCUCUGUCAAUCUCGGCUUUGACACAAAGUCAGGAUAUGGCGGCCCCGGGGAACAUGGCUUGGUUCGAAUUGUCUUUAUUCACAACUAAAUUGUAUUUACUGCAUCGUAUAUCAAACCUGGAGUGACCGUGGUUUUCAUGUCGUAAUUUAGCGAUGCUUUUUUGUCGAUCGUGAUGUUAGAUAAUCAAUUAAAAUUACGACAUGAAACGAUCAUGUAGGCUUAGCAAAAGUGUUUUUAAAUAUAUGUGUCAUAUCUUUAAUUUAGUGAAAAUACUUCAGGCAAUUUCAGAGAAUCGAAUGAAACUCGGCCAAUUCAUGGUUUACCGCAAAAUGCUUUCUUGAAUCAUAAAUGAUACUGUAAAUAGUAGUCUGUGAACUUUAGCACUUAGCAAAGGAAAAUAUUUAAUUGCAAUUAUGUAAUAAGCACAAGAGACACGAGGCACUUAAUAGAG